CGUAGGGGUUGCCCAAGCAAGAAGGAAAACAGGAGGCGAAAAACAAAAACCAACGUCCAAACAAUGUGAGAAAAUGCACGCGUGCGAAAAUGCUGCUGAAAAAGUAUGUGAAAACGCGGCGUAAGGUGAAGAUACUUCUCCUGCUGGCCAUCAUCGGUCUGCUGGUCAUCACCAUCAUAGUUCUCGGCUCCAGUGGACGAAAUGCGGCCAUCGAAUUGCUGCUGGACGAGCGGUUCAUCGCCCGAGCCUACAGGCCCCGGGACCAGCCUCAGUCGCCGGAAAAGCCUCCGGCGAUGGCCGUGGCCUUGAUCCAGCCGCAGCGGGAGAACGGAGUGAUUGUUCCGGAGAAGUACGACGAGCAGAAGAUCAAGGAGCGAAUUAUCCAGAGCAAAAUCGAUCUUAUGAAGCAGCAGCAGCAAAGGGACCACGAGGCGGAGCAGGCGUCAAGAACCACUUUGGAUGUGGUAAUGACAGCAGUGCACAUUUUCUACACAGCCCCAGUGCCCUGGUACAAGUCUAAGAAGCCACCGCCUCCGCCGGUCGAGCAUCCAAACGAUGUGCCCCUCACCACUCCCCGACCAGUGAGGAUCCUCAACACAGCCUUCUACCCAGCAUUGGGUCUCUACAAGCCCAGCACCUCGCUGCUCUCCCAGCACUUCGAGAACAUCCGGAGCUGUGGCAUUGGAGUGCUUAUCCUGAGCUUCACGGGUGGGAAGCCAGCGGAGACGACGCUCCUCCACCAGAUCUUGGAACUGGCUCCGCAGCACAAUCUAAGCGUGACCUUCGAGCUCAGCGUGGCCGGAAAUCAAAGUGUGGAGUUUGUGCGGCAGCAGCUGCAGGAGAUCGCCACCUACUCCAAUCUGCCCGGUUUUUAUAGGGUGUUUAGUCAGUCGAGAGGUGUUUCCCUGCCAGUUCUCUACGUGAGCAAUGCCUACAAACUGAGUGAUAGCCUGGGCAGGCUGCUCUGUCGAACGCCUUCGCUGGUGGAACCAGAUGGUCUUCGGAGGGUUCUGGAUGCGUUGUUCAUAGGACACAUAAGACUCAAGAGCCAUGCGGAUGUCCUGCGACGGUUGUGCUUCGAUGGCUUCUACAGCAAGCUGCCAAGUAAUGGAGCUGUGUUUGCCAGCACCUGGAAAAACUGGUCGUAUCUGAAGUCCUUUGCCCUAUCCUAUAAAAUGCUCUUUGUGCCUACUGUGGGUCCGGGAUUUGCGGAGAGGAACAAGUUUCCGCGGCAUGGAGAUAUUCAAAGGCAUCGCAGCAAUGGAAGGUACUAUGGAGUGGCUUGGAGAACAGCAAUACUAAACCAUGUGGGCUUCAUAAACAUAGCCAGCUACAAUAACUGGCCGGAUGGCAGCCAAAUCGAGGAGGUGAUGCCACGCGCCGGGUUCCUGGACUACAAUCCCGGCUCAAGAACCAAGUAUCUGGAUCUCACGGCCCACUGGGUGGGUAACUUUCUGAAGACGCGCCAGGAGGCGGCGGCUGCAGCAUCCCCGGCAUCGCCCCAAAAUUGCUACGAGCUCUUGAAUGGAACGAUAUGCUAGGCGCAACCGCAACUGCAACUUCCGCAACGGAGAUAAUCCUAGUUACUUUAGAAGCAAUAGCAACAAUUGCAGGCCACACAAUUACUUUCGAACUGUUAACGAGUCUUCUGCUACACAUAUAUACACUUCAUAUAUCGUUUUGAUAGUGAUAUUUUUAAAAUAACUCAGAUUAAUUCGAAAACAUCAAGGGAAUGACAAUUACAAGUCGGGGUUUUGUGCAAGAAAUCUGUGAAAAACUAUUAGUUUUCUUGCCAAAAUGCUCGACAAAAUAUGAAUCAAACGCAAAAGAAAGCAAUUAAAAUUGAUAUCAAUUAAAAGUAAUUCUAGAGCCAGACAUACUUUUUUAUUAAAUCUAUACUAGCUUUCAAUUAUUGUAGUACAUAGAGAAGAACAAUAUCAUAACUUAAUGCCAUGCCAUAUUAUGUAGACACCAAAGAAAAUUAUCUAUGUUAUAACGGAUAUAAACUAAACACUUGUUAAACGAUUGGUACUUAAAAAAUUUUAACUUUAUUACCAGUACAAUAUAUAAAUACUUUAUCUAAGCUUUAAUAGUUUAGUGCCAAACAAA
Molecule: messenger RNA, 2109 nt
Organism: Drosophila ficusphila
Lineage: Eukaryota; Metazoa; Arthropoda; Insecta; Diptera; Drosophilidae
Product: glycoprotein endo-alpha-1,2-mannosidase
Exons: 4
Coding region: 90-1541 (483 amino acids)
Cellular component (GO): Golgi apparatus
Molecular function (GO): alpha-mannosidase activity
Source: RefSeq, a predicted model, not a curated record